AUGACUUUACCGCAUUCCUGUGCAUCGCUGAGCCUUCCCGAAGAGCUGACGCACCCCCGGCACUGCUAUGUGAAACAAUCCAGCAAAACACCAGAGCAGCCUGCAGCUGAGAGAGCCGAGCAGCCGCUCUGCCUGCUAGUGACACCGCCGAGCAGCUCGCAGACAACAAACACAGCUGAUGGGGACAACUGGCAGAGAGCACAGCUGGCAGAAGCAGCUACGAGCCAGUGCAGCGGCGAGGGGGUGGCGAGCAGCCAGGCUGACGCUCAGGCUCCUGUUGUGUAUUUCCUACAGCCGCUUGGAAACAUCAUCCACUUCUUGUGGUGCGGUGAUCUGAGCACUGAGACAGAUCCCUUUUCUUCUGGAGUCUGGAAUUUCAAGUCCAUGUCUUGUAUCACAGGACUGUGUUGCAACAUCAAGCUGCCUCGAAAAAGAAAUCUUUUGGACAGGGAUACAUUUUCUAAAUCUGAUCCGAUCUGUGUUUUGUACACACAAGCCAUUGGAAACAAAGAAUGGAGAGAGUUUGGAAGAACAGAAGUAAUUGAUAAUACUUUAAAUCCAGAUUUUGUAAGAAAAUUUAUAAUGGACUACUUCUUUGAAGAAAGAGAGAAUCUGCGAUUUGAUUUCUAUGAUGUUGACUCUAAGAGUCCGAACCUAUCAAAACAUGAUUUUUUGGGACAAAUGUUUUGUACACUGGGAGAAAUAGUUGGAUCACAGGGGAGCAGACUUGAAAAAUCAAUUGUAGGAAUUCCGGGGAAGAAAUGUGGAACAGUCAUAGUAACAGCAGAGGAGCUGGGCUGUUGCCGAGAUUCAGUUUUAAUGCAAUUUUGUGCGAACAAACUAGACAAGAAGGACUUCUUUGGGAAAUCUGAUCCUUUCCUUGUAUUUCAUCGAAGCAAUGAAGAUGGCAGUUUUACAAUCUGCCACAAAACAGAAGUCAUAAAAAAUACAUUAAAUCCAGUGUGGCAGGCGUUCAAGAUUUCUGUCAGAGCGCUGUGUAAUGGAGACUAUGACCGGACAAUUAAAGUAGAAGUGUAUGAUUGGGACAGAGAUGGAAGCCAUGAUUUCAUCGGAGAAUUCACAACAAGUUACAGAGAGUUGUCAAGAGGGCAAUCUCAAUUCAAUGUGUAUGAGGUAAUAAAUCCAAAGAAAAAAGGAAAAAAGAAAAAGUAUGUUAAUUCUGGAACAGUAACAUUGCUUUCCUUCCUAAUUGAAACAGAAGUUUCAUUCCUUGACUAUAUUAAAGGCGGAACCCAAAUCAAUUUCACAGUAGCUAUUGAUUUCACAGCCUCAAAUGGUAACCCUUCACAGCCUACUUCACUGCACUACAUGAAUCCCUAUCAGCUGAAUGCAUAUGGCAUGGCACUGAAAGCAGUAGGUGAAAUAAUUCAGGACUAUGAUAGCGAUAAAAUGUUCCCAGCUCUAGGUUUUGGAGCUAGACUGCCUCCAGAUGGAAGAGUAUCACAUGAAUUUGCACUGAAUGGAAACCCUCAAAAUCCAUACUGCCAUGGAAUUGAUGGAGUAAUGGAGGCAUAUUACAGGAGUCUAAAAUCUGUACAGCUUUAUGGACCAACAAAUUUUGCCCCUGUAAUUAAUCAUGUAGCCAGGUAUGCUGCUUCAGUAAAAGAUGGCUCCCAGUAUUUUGUUCUUCUCAUUAUUACAGAUGGAGUUAUUUCCGAUAUGGCUCAGACAAAAGAAUCCAUAGUGAAUGCUUCGAAGCUUCCAAUGUCAAUAAUUAUAGUGGGGGUAGGACCAGCAGAGUUUGAUGCUAUGGAAGAACUGGAUGGUGAUGUAGUGAGGAUUUCUUCAAGAGGAAAAUUUGCAGAAAGAGACAUUGUGCAGUUUGUGCCAUUCCGAGAUUACAUUGACAGAAGUGGAAACCACGUGUUAAGCAUGGCAAGACUUGCUAAAGAUGUUUUAGCUGAGAUCCCAGAGCAGUUUCUGUCCUACAUGAGAGUGAGAGGAAUAAAGCCAUCACCUGCACCACCGCCCUAUACACCCCCGAUUCACGUGUUGCAGACUCAGAUAUGACUGCUCCAAAGUGCUUAGCAUUUAUCACAAGUCAAGAGUCUCUGGAUGCAGCAGUAGCUUCUGAUAACUUUGUGGAGCUAGAAAAAUUCUCUUCACAUACCAAAAUUCUCCUAUGGUUGCAUGGGCAACUGGAAAGCUUUUAAAUGCUAGGAGCAAAAUGUUGGUGUUCUCUCUGAGUCUUUUUUUUUUUUUUUUGACAAAAAACCUACUUUUUUGGUGUAU
Molecule: messenger RNA, 2253 nt
Organism: Charadrius vociferus (killdeer)
Lineage: Eukaryota; Metazoa; Chordata; Aves; Charadriiformes; Charadriidae
Gene: CPNE8
Product: copine VIII
Exons: 22
Coding region: 1-2031 (676 amino acids)
Biological process (GO): cellular response to calcium ion
Cellular component (GO): plasma membrane
Molecular function (GO): calcium-dependent phospholipid binding
Source: RefSeq, a predicted model, not a curated record